Molecule: messenger RNA, 875 nt
Organism: Callorhinus ursinus (northern fur seal)
Lineage: Eukaryota; Metazoa; Chordata; Mammalia; Carnivora; Otariidae
Gene: RNF151
Product: ring finger protein 151
Biological process (GO): protein ubiquitination; regulation of canonical NF-kappaB signal transduction
Cellular component (GO): plasma membrane signaling receptor complex
Molecular function (GO): ubiquitin-protein transferase activity; zinc ion binding
Source: RefSeq, a predicted model, not a curated record
AGGCUCCUGAGCCCUGGGGGUCAGUGGAGCUGCUGUCCAGACACAGAUCAUGAGUGGCGGAUAUGAUCUCAACCUCUUCGCCAGCCCUCCCGACUGCAACUUCCUGUGCUCCGUGUGCCACGGGGUUCUCAAGAGGCCAAUGAGGUUGCCAUGCAGCCAUAUCUUCUGCAAGAAAUGCAUCCUCCGGUGGCUAGCCAGACAGAAGACCUGUCCAUGCUGCAGGAAAGAGGUGAAACAGAAAAAGAUGGUCCAUGUAAAUAAACUCCGGAGGACCAUCGGCCGCCUGGAAGUCAAGUGCAAGAACGCAGAAGCUGGCUGCUUGGUGACGUGCCCCCUGGCCCAUCGAAGGGGGCACCAGGACUCAUGCCCUUUCGAGCUGAUGGCCUGCCCCAAUGAGGGCUGCACGGCACGGGUGCCACGUGGGGCCCUGGCUGAGCACUCGCAGCGCUGCCAACGUGGGGCCCAGCAGCGUUGCCCACUGGGCUGUGGGGCCGCCCUGGGCCCGGUAGAGCGUGCACGCCACAACUGGUACAGCGAGCGGCGCGACGCCUGGACCCAGCGUCAGGAGCGCAGCCGGACCCUGGUGCUGGGCCUGCUGCGGCGCAUGCGCAAAGUGCACCGCACCACCAAUCUCAUCCGCAGGCAACUGGCCCAGCUCGGAGACUUCCUGGAGGAGGACGACGCGCUGCUCGUGGGCGCCCCGCAAGGGGAGACCGAGGCCACCCCAGAAGGCAGCAUUGGGGCCGAGGUUGGGGGGCCCAGGGCCAAGGUACCUUGUAAACAGAGGGGUAAAUAAACGCAGAGCCCAGGCCUGGCCCGUCCUGCCACCUCUGUGCUUGCCGGCCUCACAGCUUUAUCCCAUUUGACACACACAC